Oryzias melastigma (Indian medaka) is the source of this 3913-nucleotide messenger RNA. RefSeq names its product amyloid beta (A4) precursor-like protein 2 (gene aplp2). The transcript has 18 exons. The record is from RefSeq and is a predicted model, not a curated record. The coding region runs from base 173 to 2488 and encodes 771 amino acids. Lineage: Eukaryota; Metazoa; Chordata; Actinopteri; Beloniformes; Adrianichthyidae. Gene Ontology annotation, cellular component: membrane. Gene Ontology annotation, biological process: axonogenesis; central nervous system development. Gene Ontology annotation, molecular function: serine-type endopeptidase inhibitor activity; heparin binding; transition metal ion binding.
GGAGGGAGGAGGUGGAGGCGGCGGCGGAGCUGAUCCUCCACAGUCAGACCCCUCGCUCCUCAUUUCCUAGAGGAGCUCCGACGGAGUCCUGCAAACGUUGGUGCGGCGGCGCAGCUCUCGCGUCGCUCUGCGGGACUGACUUCCAUUAUCGGACAGAUUCCACUGACAGCUGAUGGCGGGGUUCGACUCCUGCUCCUCCUCCUCCCGGAGGAUGGGUUCCGUCCCGGCGAUCUCCGUCCUGGUUCUGUGCAUCGUGGUUCCAGCUCUGGCGGGCUACAUCGAGGCGUUGGCUGCCAACGCCGGUACGGGCUUUGCGGUGGCUGAACCGCAGGUGGCCAUGUUCUGUGGAAAGCUCAACAUGCACGUCAACAUUCAGACCGGCCGCUGGGAACCCGACCCGUCCGGAACCAAGAGCUGCAUAAGAACCAAAGAGGGCGUGCUGGAGUACUGUCAGGAGGUGUAUCCCGAGCUCCAAAUCACAAACGUGGUGGAAGCUAACCAACCAAUUCAAAUCAAGAACUGGUGCAGGAGGGAGAAGAAGGUCUGCAAAGGGCAUGACCACAUCGUGGUGCCUUUCAAGUGCUUAGUGGGGGAGUUUGUGAGCGAUGUUCUCCUGGUUCCAGAGAAGUGCAAGUUCUUCCACAAAGAGCGGAUGGACAUGUGCGUCAGCCAUCAGCAGUGGCACGGCGUGGCCAAAGAGGCCUGUUCAAAGAGCUCCAUGGUCCUGCACAGCUACGGCAUGCUGGUGCCGUGCGGCGUGGACAUGUUCCGCGGGACCGAGUACGUCUGCUGCCCCUCCUCCCACGCCGGCGAGGCCACCCCCGCCCCCCUGCCCUCCCAGGAGGACGACGAGGAGGAGCAGAUAGAGGAUGAGGAGGUGGACCUGGGCGAGCCGCUGGAGGACAGCGAGCCUCCCGCCGACGAGGAGCCCACACCCAAGGAGGUGCGUGUGGAUGAGGAUGAAGACGAGGAAGAAGACGAGGACGAGUAUCAUUAUGUUUAUGAGGAUGAGGAGGAAGACAAGGAGGAGAAGAAGGACGGCAGCAAAAUGUCAGAGGACCUGGAUAAAGACAAGAUUCUGGAGGAAGUGAAAGCGGUGUGCACCCUGGAGGCCGAGACCGGCCCCUGCCGCGCCUCCAUGCCGCGCUGGCACUUCGACGUUAGCCAGAGGAAGUGCGUGCGCUUCAUUUACGGAGGCUGCGCCGGCAACCGCAACAAUUUCGAUUCGGAGGAGUACUGCAUGGCCGUGUGCAAGCGCCUGAUUCAGCCUCCGACUCCUCAGCCCACCGACGAUGUGGACAUCUACUUCGAGACUCCUGCUGACGACAAGGAGCACAGUCGCUUCCAGAAGGCCAAGGAGCAGCUGGAGAUCAGGCACCGCAACCGCAUGGAGAGGGUGCGUAAAGAGUGGGAGGAGGCGGACCGGCAGGCCAAGAACCUGCCCAAGGCGGAGAGGCAGACCCUGAUCCAGCACUUCCAAGCCAUGGUGGAGUCCCUGGAGGAGGAGGCAGCCAGCGAGAAGCAGCAGCUGGUGGAGACGCACCUGGCCCGGGUGGAGGCCAUGCUGAACGACCGGCGCCGUCUAGCUCUGGAGAACUACCUGGCUGCCCUGCAGGCCGACCCCCCCAAGCCUCAUCGCAUCCUCCAAGCCCUGAGGAAAUACGUCCGCGCCGAGAACAAAGACCGCCAGCACACCAUCCGCCAUUACCAGCACGUUCUGGCUGUGGACCCCGAAAAGGCCGCUCAGAUGAAGUCACAGGUGAUGACUCACCUGCGCGUCAUCGAGGAGAGGAUGAACCAGAGUCUGUCUCUGCUCUACAAAGUUCCUUAUGUGGCCGAGGAGAUCCAGGAUGAAAUCGACGAGCUGCUCCAGGAGCAGAGGGCCGACAUGGACCAGUUCCUGUCCUCCAUCUCCGAGUCGCAGCCCGACGUCACCGUGUCGUCGGAGGAGAGCGUGGAGGUCCCCGUGUCCGAGGGCAAGCCGUACCGGCCCAUCCAGGUCACGUCGCUGGGGUCCCGGCCAGAGCCAGAGGGCGAUUUGUCAGACUCCCCACGUGCCUUCAAGACAGGCUCCGCCAUGGCCGGCAUGGACGGUCUGAUAGGCGCCGAGGAGAGGAUCAUCAACAGCAAGCCCAAGAUGGGAGAAAACGUGGUGAUUGAUGAGUCCCUGGAUGUUAAAGAAGUGCGUUUCAGUGCAGAGAGAGUCAGCGUUAUGGAUGAUUAUGAGCAGGUGGCCUACCGCCCCCUGGUGGAGUACUCCAGCUUCAGCAGCAGCACCCUGAUUGGCCUGCUGGUGAUCGCCGUGGCCAUAGCAACCGUGAUUGUGAUCAGCCUGGUGCUUUUGAGGAAACGGCAGUACGGCACCAUCAGUCACGGCAUCGUGGAGGUCGACCCCAUGCUGACCCCCGAAGAGCGACACCUCAACAAGAUGCAGAACCACGGCUACGAAAACCCCACCUACAAAUACCUGGAGCAGAUGCAGAUCUAGCCGCAGACGGAGGGGGGGGGCGCCGUGGAGCCAGAAGGAGGAAGCGGGACGAAGACUACUGACCAAUAACACGCGAUGCUAUCGUUAAACUCAUUUACAUUUGUCCAAACUCCAUGUACUGGUUUGUUGGAGAGAAUCCUUAAGUAAUGCUACUACUUCUACUACUGCUACUGUUGUAUCAUAGAGCUCUUUUUGAUCACCGUUCUUUUGGAGCAGCUGGUGUUCUGUGUGAUUCUGCAAAUUUGAUCGAGAUGUUAACAUUUCUUCAAGGUUUUUUUUUGUUUUUUUUGUUAAAGAGCAAAGCAAAUCAAACUUUCGAGCGCCAUUGUUUUCUUUUCCGGCAUGCGAGUUUGAUUAACGCGGUUUUCCGACGGGUUUCCUCAAAGAGAAUUGGUGUUUUCUUUCUUUUCUUUUUUAUUUUUCCAAACUGAACCGAUUGCUUGUAUAUGAAUUUUCUUUGUACCAUCUAAAUGUUUAGUGAACCGGCAAAUUGAAAUCGAUGAUUAUUUACGUCUUUUGUUACGAUAACAGACAAAAUAUACAGUUUAAAUAGAUAUAUAUAAAUAUGCAUAUAAGAUUAGAUGUUUUUAUUCCACGUUUCUUUCCCAGGAUGGAGGUUGUGGAGGGGAGGAUGAAGGUGUGCACAGACCCCCAGUUCAGAAUCGAUCUCUGAACCGUCACUGACAUGAAUGUCCUUUCCCUUCCUGCACACGAGCCAGCCUUCAUCCGCCGGCCGAAGGUGCAGAAAAGCAGACGUGUUGCAUAGUUGAAUGUACUGUGGAGGGGUUUUCUUCUUUUUUUUAUGGAGAAAUCUCAUUUCUUGCUUCAAAUAAAAGAAAAUAUGACGCUCCAGAUUCAAAACGGACCUCCUUCAACCUUUCCUGAAUUGUUUCAUCCACCAAAAAUCCAUUUUGCAGUGACCUCAAAGUGGGUAAUCGGAGCUGGAGGGCUGUGCAGGCCGGCAGACGCACAGAGUCGAGGCUUGAAGAGCUGGUUUCUGAAACACAAAAAAGCCGACUUGUGUAUUUUUAUAGCUAGAGAACGACACAAACGAGUACAACCCUAGAAGCCCCUUCUCUCUUUAUCUCUGUAUCGUCUUUGUAUGCCUGUAUAGUUGAUGUUGCAAUCAUGGCUUUGAUUUUCCAGAGGGUUAUCUGUGGCGUGCAUCGUUCUUUAAUGAAAUCUCUUUUUACGUUUUCUAUUUCCUUUUCCUGUGACAGUAUCUCUGUAUGUGACUGUCUCACUAUGCACCCCAAUAGCUUCGACCUUGUAACUGCCUGCUUGAUCGUGGGGGCGGGGGACAAAAAAAAUGUUAUGAAUAUUAGUCAAAUUAGGGAGGGAGGGGCCGGGGUGAUCAAAAUGAACUGAAACUGAUUUAUGGUUAUAUUGAGAAAACACAUCAAUAAACUCACACCUUCCAAAUGU